Pongo pygmaeus (Bornean orangutan) is the source of this 5300-nucleotide messenger RNA. RefSeq names its product Fas apoptotic inhibitory molecule (gene FAIM). NCBI's taxonomy places the organism in Eukaryota, Metazoa, Chordata, Mammalia, Primates, Hominidae. Gene Ontology annotation, biological process: negative regulation of extrinsic apoptotic signaling pathway via death domain receptors. Bases 340 to 981 code for a protein of 213 amino acids. The transcript is spliced from 5 exons. The record is from RefSeq and is a predicted model, not a curated record.
UGUCGCCCAGGCUGGAGUGCAGUGGCAUGAUCUCAGCUCACUGCAACCUCUGCCUCCCGGGUUCAAGCGAUUCUUGUGCCUCAGCCUCCAGAGUAGCUGGGAUUUACAGACGUGCGCUACCAUGCCCGGCAAAUUUUUCUAUUUUUGCAAAGACAGGAUUUCACCGUUUUGUCCAGGCUGGCUUGAACUAUUGACCUCAAGUGAUCCAACCUCCUUGACCUCCCAAAGUGCUGGGAUUACGGGGUGUGAGCCAUCGCGCCUGGCCACUUUCUCCAAAGUUUUAAACCAAAGCCUUCUUUGGCAGAGCUAGGACCCUUCCUCUAUGGCCCAUUCUAUCCUAUGCUACUUCCCUUUAUAAGGACACUCCCAUUGUUGUGGUAUAAUCAUCUCUUGGUCUCUCCAGACUCUCCCACUCUGAGCCCUCCUUACAGCCUAGAAAAAAUGACAGAUCUCGUAGCUGUUUGGGAUGUUGCUUUAAGUGACGGAGUCCACAAGAUUGAAUUUGAACAUGGGACUACAUCAGGCAAACGAGUAGUAUAUGUAGAUGGAAAGGAAGAGAUAAGAAAAGAGUGGAUGUUCAAAUUAGUGGGCAAAGAAACAUUCUAUGUUGGAGCUGCAAAGACAAAAGCGACCAUAAAUAUAGACGCUAUCAGUGGUUUUGCGUAUGAAUAUACUCUGGAAAUUAAUGGGAAAAGUCUCAAGAAGUAUAUGGAGAACAGAUCAAAAACCACCAAUACUUGGGUAUUACACAUGGAUGGUGAGAACUUUAGAAUUGUUUUGGAAAAAGAUACUAUGGACGUAUGGUGCAAUGGUAAAAAAUUGGAGACAGCGGGUGAGUUUGUAGAUGAUGGGACUGAAACUCACUUCAGUAUCGGGAACCAUGACUGUUACAUAAAGGCUGUCAGUAGUGGGAAGCGGAAAGAAGGGAUUAUUCAUACUCUCAUUGUGGAUAAUAGAGAAAUCCCAGAGAUUGCAAGUUAAUGAAUUUUAAUCUUAAGAAGUAAAGAUCAGGACUUUUUAAUUACUGUGGUAAUUAAAUGUGUUCAGUAUGUACUUAUCAGUACAUUUAGUCUGCAGUGUUUUAAUUUUUUAAAAAGUUACAUGAAACUGUAACAUUCCAAGGGUCAGGAAAAAAACCAAUUAUGUAUAGUCAUAAAAAUUACAAUUUAUGAUGCAAAUAAUGUAAAAUGUUUUAAAGACAAAUGGCAAAUAAGAUAUGGACCAAAGUCACUAAUGUUUUACAACAGUAACCUUUACUAUAAUAAAUACUUUUAAAAAAAUCUGCUUGAUUUGUGUUUAUAUGUAUGGGUAAGUCUUUAUGUGUUUUUAACCUGUGCAGAUAGGUUUUCUCUCUAGUUUAAAGCAGUUGGUACAUAAUGAUACAAUUAGUUUAACUGAAGAAAAUGAGAAACAUUUUUUUAUUUGGAAACAUAAGGAAACUUCAGAUGGUGUCGCAAGAAUUUAAUUUAAAAUGUGGGUUUCUGAAAAUGUAGUUGUUUUGUUUAAUUAACAUGGUGAAGACAUAAACCAAAAGGAAAAGAAGCAAACUCCUUUAUACCAGAUUGUAUCAAGUGCUUCCUCAGGCAGUAUUUAAAAAGUCAGAGUUGCGUAUCUGUGCCUGGAUGUGGCGCCAGUGUUAGUGCUUCUGUGACUGAAUCGGCCUGUGCAGGCAUACUUACAAAGACCAGCAAAGUCAGUACAUUAAGUGCCUGAGGGUUGGUCAUUUCAAUACUCUGAAAGUCUUUCAAGGCAGGAUAUAGUUUAAUAGUAGACCACGUUGGGGCAUUUCACAUCUGUUAUCACUGCUGAUCUUCUGUGUGAAGGGGUAGUCUCCAUUUUUUUCACUUGCUCUGUCCAAUAUGGUUGCCACUAGUCACAUGGCUACUUAAGUUAAUUAAAAUUAAGUACAAUAAAAAAUUCAGUUUCUCAGUCACGCUAGCUACACUUCAAGUGCUCAACAGUCACGUGUGGCUAGUGGCUAUCAUACCAGACAGUAUAUAGAACAUUUCUGUCACCACACCAAGUUCUGUUGGACAGCACUGGUCUAGAUAGACUGUCUCAGGCUGAGUGAGUUGCUCAUUUGUGGCAUAGGAUUUUAAAUUCAGGUUUUUCUGAUACUAAGACUUAGGCCCUUUACUACUAUCAUCUCCCUGUCAUUAACAUAUUUUGAAGAGAUUUUGGGCAGAACAGGGGCAGAACAGAGGCAGAACCAGGUUCUAACAGCAGGAAGGAGAAAUUGAGGGGCAGGAGAGCAGUGAGAGAAGACGUUUUGGAGAGGCCAGGACCUGGCAGACAAUAUGCAGGGUUGCAGGGCGGCAGGGUGGGUGUAUUGAAAAGCCUUGACUCCUUCCUUCUUCUAACACCUUUUAUUUUAUUUUGAAGUCUUUACCACUGGCAGCUCAGCGUACUACCUUUACAAAAACGUUUACAAGGCUAGGCUGGUGGCUUAUGCCUCUAAUCCCAACAUUUUGGAAGGCUGAGACAGUAGGAUUGCUUGAGUCCAAGAGUUCAAGACCAGCCUGAGCAACAUAGUGAGACCCUGUCUCUACAAAACAAAACAAAAAUUUAAGUUUAUAAAAGAUUUUUACCAAAAAACCUCCCUGGUCUUCCCAUUCCACCCCCUAGUUUUGCUUCAAUGCCAUUGGAAGACCAGGAAACAAUCUAACAGGGACUCUGAGGCUUGUUAAACUCACAUUUGGGUUUGCUUUCAUGGAUUUGGGGGUUGUGGUUUGUUUUCAUUUUUCUUGAGUAAAAGUCUUCUUUUAAUGGCCAUAUUUUAUCUGCUAGAAAAAUAUUUUGUGUCAUGUCCAAAAGCAAAGCAAUUAUUUUUAGGCAUUGGUCUUUGAACUGUAGUUAUUAGAGGUCAAAAUCCGUGAUUUGCAGUGGUUGUCGUGUACCUAAGCAAACACUUGCGAGUACAGUUUGAUUCCGUCUUUAUGGAGACCAACCCCAGGAAGAGAGUCUUGCCUUUGACAUGGCAAGUCCACGUUUGUUUCAUUUUAUUAAUUCAAAGUGGCAUAAUAAUGUGGAAAGAGUAUAGCCUAGAGCUGAAGUUUGGCACAGCAAGUUAAGUUCUUGAGCCUCAGUUUCCUCACCUUAAAACUUGAGGCUAUUACUUGUCUUAGUUAUUUAAUUAGAUAUUUCAGAUGUACAAAAAAUAGAAAAUAUACCAGCUGUAUUAUUAAACUAGGUGUGCCUAUUACCCAGUUUAAUAACUAAAGCAUUACCAAUGCAACUGAAUACCCAUAUACCCUCCCUGUUCCCUUCCCCUCCCUUGUGCAACUAAUCACUAAUGUGUAUUUGAUAUUUAUCAUUCCCAUGUGCAAGUUUGUAUUAUUUUACUUUUGAUAUAUAUCAAAAAAGUACAGUAUUAUUUUAAAAUUUAAAUGUUAUCACAUUCUGUGUAUCCUUCCUACAUCAUGGUUUUCCCCCACUCAACAAUGUUUUUUGAUCUAGGUUGGUAUGUGUAUCUCCAGUUUCUUUAACUUUUGCAUUCAACCACACAAAUUUAGCUGCACAUAUCCCUAGUUUUCAGAUGAUCAUCAAUACAUCAGUGGCUCUAAUGAACAUCUUUGGUGUAUGUCCCUUGAGUUUAUGUUCAAGAGUUUCUCUUGGGCCUUGGUAUUUUAAGUGUGCCCCUGUACCAACAGCAAUGACAUCACCUGGGAGCUUGUUAGAAAUUAAGAAUCGCGGGUUCUUCCCCAGGCCUAUUGAAGGAGAAUCUGUGUUUUAACAAGACCCCCGUGGUGAUUUGUACAUCAAAGAUUUAGAAGCACUGUUCCAGGUCUAUUGAGGAGCAGAAUUGCUAAAUCAAAGGGUGCAUCUUCAAUACUAUUAUAUAUUUGCCAGACUGCCCUCCAGGGCAGUUGUGCUGUUGUAUACUUUGGCCAGCAGUAGAGUUUUCUUUUCCUAAUAGUUUCACCACACUUGAUAUACGGUCAGGCUUUUAAAGUUUUGCCAAUCUGAGGGUUUAAACAAUAUUGCAUUUUAAUCUUAUUUUUUCUCAUUUUGUUUUCUCAUUUUAUUUUUUUAGUAUCUUACAUGUUUAUUGUCGAUUCAGGUUUCCUUUUCUGAGAAUUGUCUUUUUGUUUCUUUUGCUUAUUUUUCUGUUGAGUUGUUUGACAAUUUCUAAUAGAUUUUUAGUAGUUCUACAUAUAUCACAGAACUAAUCCUUUGUUGCCUUUCCCUUACAGCAAUAUGAAAUAUGCAAUAUAUCAAGUCUCCCAGGCAUCCCUUCAAUUUAACACAUAGUACCUACUUCCUUUAGUGAGUUAUGAGGGUAGGGACCACAUACCACUGUCUCCUCCAGGACCUAGCAUACCCCUCAUAGAUGGUAGGCAGUGAGAUUCAUAUUACUGCAGCUCAAAGGAGAGGGCUGGGCUGGAGAUAUACAUGUGGACAUCAUGAGCACAUGCGGGAGAUUUAAAGCUAUGGAAAUGGGUAAGAUCAACUAGAGAGCUUGUAAAGAAAGUAGAAAGGGAACUUAAAAUUAAACCCCAAAGAGCUACAACAUUUCUGACUGGCUAAGGCCAACAGAAGCCUUAAUUAAGUCAGGAAAUUUGGAAGUUAUAAAACAAAAGACAAACAUAUUUGACUAGGAAUUUUGUAUGGCAAAAUAUACCAUUAAAAAAGCCAGUAUACAAACAAUAGAUUUGGGGAAAAUGUUUGCAAUGUAGAUAAAAAGAGCCAACAUACAUAUAAAGGGCUCUUACAAAUUGAUAAGCCACGCUAAUCACAAAAUGGACAAAUCAUAGAAAUAGAAGAGGAAAUCCAAAGAGCCAACAAAUUUUUAAAAUAAGUUAAUUAGUAGUUAGGGAAAUUAUUUUAACAAUGAAACCAGCAGAAAAAGAAAAAAAAGAAGCAAUGAUAUAUUUUUGUCUAAGAUGUGGUAGAAAGAGUACCCACCUCACACUUUGAUGGUGAAAAUAGGUAUUAAAAGUUCUUAGGAAACCAAUCUGACAGUAUUAAACAUUCCAUUUGAUAAAGUAGGAAUUUUAUAAAAUUCCAUUUUAUAAAAACAGGCAAAACCUAAUAUAUAUAUAGUCUUUGAAGUUCACAAAAUGCGCACUUUACAGGGGAGUUAGUAACUAGAAGGUGGUGUGAAAGGAACUUCUGAGACUGGUAAUUUUCUAUUUUUGAUCUGGGUGCUGGUCACAAAGACAAUUCAGUUUGUGAAAAAUAAGCUAUAUUCCUAUAUGAUUUUUAUCUUUAUGUUAUGUUCUAAAAGAAUGUUAAACUUCAAUAAAGAUUUUAAAAUGUACUUACAAUAAAGAUUUUAAAAUGUACUUACAAUAAAGUUU